GCCACAUCGCAACUGUGUCGUUCAUGCGGAUGUUGAGUCCGCCGCCGCCGAACUCCGCGCACCUUAGUCGCACCUUGAGCAUGCCAAGCAGCAAGUUUCUGCAAGACAAGUCGUCCGAGGCCAAGGCAUUUCACAUCACUUCGCCAAGUUUCACCACCGUGUGGCAUCGUGGCGAAACAGCCAUCAUUCAAUGGGAAUGCACAUCAGGGUCAGUCAUCCCGGAAGUGCGGCUCGUGCUCUUGCGCUCGAGCAAUCCCCACACGUGCACACUUCUCGCAGAUCACGUGGAGAACAAUGGUUUUUUUGUCGUGUCCCAUGUGCCAUCAACGCUUCCCACGGGCGGCGACUACAUACUGCGCAUCUUGUCGAUGGAUGGCCGCCAUGGCGUCGACUCCAACUAUUUCACGAUUCGAGCUUAGGUCGAAAGCAAAUGCAGGACGGCUCCAUGCAUUAUAAAAUUCAUAUUUAUAUACUAGUAUAUUUUCCAA
Aphanomyces invadans is the source of this 488-nucleotide messenger RNA. RefSeq lists its product as hypothetical. The transcript has a single exon. The record is from RefSeq and is a predicted model, not a curated record. NCBI's taxonomy places the organism in Eukaryota, Oomycota, Saprolegniomycetes, Saprolegniales, Verrucalvaceae. The coding region runs from base 24 to 419 and encodes 131 amino acids.